Messenger RNA from Amphimedon queenslandica, 345 nucleotides. Its product is annotated as metal tolerance protein 4-like. The coding region runs from base 1 to 345 and encodes 114 amino acids. Gene Ontology annotation, molecular function: monoatomic cation transmembrane transporter activity. The transcript has a single exon. Gene Ontology annotation, cellular component: membrane. The record is from RefSeq and is a predicted model, not a curated record. NCBI's taxonomy places the organism in Eukaryota, Metazoa, Porifera, Demospongiae, Haplosclerida, Niphatidae.
AUGAUAAACUGGAUACUAGUUGGCAGGGAGCAGAUGGUAAAUCUCACAGGCUAUAGAGCUGAUAGACGAUUCACUAGCAAGCUGAUAUGCAUUGCACUCCAGCAUAGCAAGGAAAUACAGCAGGUGGAUACGGUUCGAGCCUACACAUUCAGAGUUAGGUAUUUAGUUGAGAUGCAUAUUGCUCUGAGUAGGGAUAUGAGACUGGAGGAAGCUCAUGAUAUUGGGGAGACACUACAAUUGAAAUUCGAAUCUUUGAAGGAAGUGGAGAGAACUUUUGUUCAUCUUGACUUUGAAAUAGGACAUGCACCAUCUAGCGAGCAUAUACUCACAGGACCUGAUGAUUAG